This is a messenger RNA of Drosophila bipectinata, 1107 nucleotides long. RefSeq lists its product as uncharacterized. NCBI's taxonomy places the organism in Eukaryota, Metazoa, Arthropoda, Insecta, Diptera, Drosophilidae. The record is from RefSeq and is a predicted model, not a curated record.
UCAAUAUUAUGAGAGGACAUUGUCAGAAACGAAAGUCGUAGUUAGUAGUAUUCAUUCGUCCACAGACACGACAGGAGCUGAUAAAAAUUUCCUAAUAAAAAACCGAAAGAGCUUAAAUAAGCGUAGUAACUUUCGGGUUAAUUUAGAAGUUUUAGGCUAUAUAGUAACCAUUAGCCGUCGCCACAACAUGAACACCACUCAAGAAGAAAUUGGAAGCAACAACUCGAUUGGCUCCAUCCAGAGCCGCGACAUGGUUGUUUCCCCGUCCCGGUUCGUGACCAGCUCGCCCGAGACUGGAAGGAUGCAUUCGGCCGAGGAGUCUUCAAUGAAGGUUCGUGACUUGGUCAAUGUUUAUAACAUUGCCACAGAGAACAACCAGGACCUGGAGCAGGCCAAGUCCUUGUACUUUGGCUCUCGUUCUGAAAUCGAGCAGCUCCCGGUCGAGGGCUCCCCUUUAUCGCCGGAUGACAAGGACAAGGGAAUUAGUAACAUUCAGACAAACUCCGCUGAGGAGGAGAGCUUUAUUCGUUUGAAUGCCCACGAUGAGGGUGGUGCCAACUGCUCCGUGGAGAAAUCUUAUCAGAGCAAGACCACUAUUCGCCGCACCGAUAAAGGUGUCCGCAUCAUCAUUGACAUUUUCUUCGAUAAGAAGGAGAGCGAUAUCGACAUUGUGGGCAGCCGUGUAGAGACUGACAUUCCCGAGAGCCACAUCCUGGCCGACUUCCAGCAGCACUCGUUGGCCUUGCAGAUGCUGGAGCAACAGCCAACCAUCCGUAACCAAGACGAGGACCAGCAAUAAUCAACCAAUAAUUACAAUCCAUGGCAUCAUCAGCCACAAACUUGAGCAUUUUAGCUCAAACUCAAGAAUUUUAGCUCAAACUCGAGCAUUUUAGCUUAGCGUAGCUUAGUCGCUCCAAGCUAGUUAGUUAGCUAUUUAGUUAGCCGAUUUGUUUCUCAGAUUAGCCAUAGUCCACAAAAUAUCACAAAAUUUCAUGUUGUAACGUAUGUAACGUAUGAGCGGCGUAUGGAUCUAUGUUUUGAUUUUUUGACAACUGCAAACCAAAAAUUCGACAAUAAUAAACCAUCGAAUGAGUUAUUUUACCAAAA